AUGUACUAUCCGCAAGAGUUGGCAAUACGCCCGCGUGCACGUCCGCCGCUUUACGGCCAAGUCAAGCCAACGGGCAGUCAACGUAAGUUGUUAAGGCUACUAUUGCCCUAUCUAAAGGAUUACUGUGACUGCUCCUCCGUGCAUGGCAUACGCUACUUAACAGAUAGGAAACUGCAUCGUUAUGAAAGGUUAGUCGCCCAACUAAGACUAGUAAUGUUUGACUUAAGCGUUCUACGCUCUAGAUUCAUGUGGCUGCUCAUACUGCUGACCACCAUCGUUUGCGCCACCUUGGUCUAUGUGGAUCUCACAGAGCUCUAUUACUCUGUGCGCACCCAGACCAUCAUUGAGGACUCUAUGCGACCCACAUUUGUGCUCAGCUUUCCCUCAGUGGCGCUGUGUCCAACCAAUCGCAUCAAUUAUUUUAAAUUGCAGCAGGAGGCGCCUGAACGCUUUUUAGGCGCAAAUGUUAGCGCUGAGCUCAGAGAAGUUUUUAUACGCUUCUUUGUGGGCUUGUCUGCUGCGCACUUUGAUAAGUUGCAAGCGCUCAAUAGUUUUUUUAAGAAUGAAACACUAGCUGCUCGAUUAAGCGAGCUGGAUGGCUUGGAUAUGGAAGCGGUAUUGGAGUUUCUAAUGCUCGACUGUCAAGAUAUCUUUCAAGAGUGUCAGUGGCGCAAUAAGCCGCAAAACUGUUGCGAAAUCUUUGAGCUACAGCGCACUGAGGCAGGCAUUUGCUGGGUAUUCAAUUCGCUAACCAGUCCAGAGAUGAAGAAGAAAUCUGCCGAGGAUAAGUUUUAUCCGCGACGCUCGGCGUUGUCAGGCUCUGGCAGCGGCUUAGACAUUAUGCUGCAGCUAAACAAAAGUUUGAUCUCAACUGGCAUACGCGGCGUAUACUUGAUGGUCAAACAGUCUAGCCAGUGGAGUGAUGCCACACGUCUGCUGCCACGCGACUCUGUAAACAGACUAAGCAUACAGCCGCGUUAUACUAGCGCACACGCCAGAACACGUGGCUUAACCGCUGAAGUCCGCAAAUGCAUCUUUCCUGAUGAAGUGCAUGACUCGCACUACAAGAACUUGCCGGGCUUCGUUUACUGGCGUGGCAAUUGCCGCUCGCGCUGCCAUCAGGAAUACGCUGUGGACUUGUGCAAGUGCUCGCCAUCGCUUUUCUUUCCGCAGAGCCAGCAGGACAACUUUACGCAAUGCAAACCAUCGAACUUUCAGUGCCUAUACGAUCACAGAUUAACAUUUGCUGCGGAGCGCAUACCACUCGAGGCGGAAUAUGUGGACAGCGUAUACCAUGAGACAAUGACCUGCGACUGCUUCAAUAGCUGCGCACAGCUUAUUUUUGAUCAGAUCUAUACCAGCACUGCCUUGGAGUAG
Molecule: messenger RNA, 1377 nt
Organism: Drosophila busckii
Lineage: Eukaryota; Metazoa; Arthropoda; Insecta; Diptera; Drosophilidae
Gene: ppk21
Product: pickpocket protein 19
Exons: 4
Coding region: 1-1377 (458 amino acids)
Biological process (GO): sodium ion transmembrane transport
Cellular component (GO): membrane
Molecular function (GO): ligand-gated sodium channel activity
Source: RefSeq, a predicted model, not a curated record